Molecule: messenger RNA, 534 nt
Organism: Mucor mucedo
Lineage: Eukaryota; Fungi; Mucoromycota; Mucoromycetes; Mucorales; Mucoraceae
Exons: 4
Coding region: 1-534 (177 amino acids)
Biological process (GO): FMN biosynthetic process; riboflavin biosynthetic process
Cellular component (GO): mitochondrion
Molecular function (GO): riboflavin kinase activity
Source: RefSeq, a predicted model, not a curated record
AUGAGCAACACACUUAACCCUGAUCGUCCUCUUAUUGUUGGCUCCGAGAUUCCUCAAGCACCUUAUCCUAUUUCCGUUGCUGGUACAGUUGUUAAAGGAUUUGGUCGUGGUUCAAAGGAAUUAGGCAUUCCAACAGCAAUAAUAAUAACCGUACUAUUUACAGCUAAUAUGAACGAAGAAGCUUUGGAAGAAAUGUUCACCGAGUUUACUACGGGUGUUUAUUAUGGAUGGGCUCAAGUUGGAGAAGUUGAUAAAACAGUUUAUCCUAUGGUCAUGAGUUUAGGAUGGAACCCUUAUUAUAAUAACGAAAAGAGAUCGGCCGAGGUGCAUAUUCUUCACGAAUUCGAGUCAGACUUCUAUGAUGAAUCUAUUAGAAUCAUUGUUACAGGUUAUAUCCGUCCCGAACAAAACUAUCCUUCACUUGAUGCUCUUAUUUGUGACAUCAAGACUGAUAUUGAGGUGGCCAAGCACUCAUUAAAGCGUAAGGCCUAUGACGAUCUUCGUUCUGAUGAGCUUUUCACAAAGAAGCAAUAG